GUUUAUAUGGGGGUGGAAUUGGGUGUUUUCUCAUUUUUCAAUGGAUUUUUUUUUUUGAUUGGAACGAAAACAUCAACACCAACUUCUUUUCCAUUACCAAUGUCUGCUCCAGGAACAAGCUCGGGACCCCAGAAAAGAGGGUUGGGUAACUUGAAGGUGGAACUUCUCAAUGAACAAAAACAAGAAAUCAGAGAAGCGUUCUCGUUGUUUGAUAUGAAUAAUGACGGGUGUUUGGAUUAUCACGAAUUGAAAGUGGCUUUCAGAGCAUUGGGGUUUGAACUAUCCAAAAGAGAGGUUUUGGAUAUCAUCCACGAAUACGACACCGACGACCGGAACUUGAUCACCUACGAGAGCUUCUUUCAAGCAGUUGGAGAAAAAAUCCUUAAUAGGGAUCCUUUGGACGAGAUUCGUCGGGCUUUCAAGUUGUUUGACGAUGACGGCACCGGUAAGAUAAGUUUGAGAAACUUGAGGAGAGUAGCCAAAGAACUAGGUGAAAAUUUAACUGAUGAUGAAUUAAGAGCUAUGAUUGACGAAUUCGAUUUAGAUGAAGACGGUGAGAUCAAUGAACAAGAGUUCAUCAAUAUCUGUACAGAAUAACCUCCUUUGCAUUACCAAUUGUAUACUAGUAUCUCUUCAAUUCUGUAAUAUUUCCUUUUCUAUAUUAAUAUAUAUCGACACCCAGACACCAGCGUAUGUAUGGGUCUUUUUCUUGCUUUUCCC
This is a messenger RNA of Hyphopichia burtonii NRRL Y-1933, 720 nucleotides long. Its product is annotated as centrin. NCBI's taxonomy places the organism in Eukaryota, Fungi, Ascomycota, Pichiomycetes, Serinales, Debaryomycetaceae. The transcript is spliced from 3 exons. The coding region runs from base 100 to 597 and encodes 165 amino acids. Gene Ontology annotation, molecular function: calcium ion binding; microtubule binding. Gene Ontology annotation, cellular component: mitotic spindle pole body; half bridge of spindle pole body. The record is from RefSeq and is a predicted model, not a curated record. Gene Ontology annotation, biological process: spindle pole body duplication.